This is a messenger RNA of Aspergillus calidoustus, 1224 nucleotides long. The record is from the annotation of a GenBank genome assembly. NCBI's taxonomy places the organism in Eukaryota, Fungi, Ascomycota, Eurotiomycetes, Eurotiales, Aspergillaceae.
AUGGAGAGUAUGGAUGCUCAGAUGGACCUCAAGAAGCAUUAUGUUCUGGACGACAAUGGAAGACCAAUAUCCAUUGCUUCGUCUUCACAGCCAUUCUCCAUUGACGAUAUCCGGACAUGUGCCAUCUGUCGGGGCUCGUUACGCAAGGUGUCCCGUUACGGAAGACUUGUGAGGCGCGCAUUAUUGGACGAGGCAACGAAGAAGUUCAUAUUAUAUUUGAACCAGAAAUACGUUCCCAUGGCUCAAGACCUCCCGAGGUGCAUAUCAAAGUUGCAAAGCGAAGAACUGCGAGCAAGGGCGAAAGUAACCGCAAACCAGGUGUUCAGAGCCAGUGUCAAGACCCGGAUCGAGGGCCCUCCAGAGCAUCAGGUGCGAUUGAUGAUAGGUCAUGUUAGCAAGUAUGACAAAGGGCGCUGGAAGGAACUCAUCGCUCUUCGGGGCAGGGUAACUGAGUAUAAAAGCAGGGUGCGGAUAGAGGAGCAGCCGUUUGAUCAAGUCCGCAACAUGGUAGACGAUGCGCGCCGGCGCAAAAGGACCCCUGGACAAUUCGAAUUCGACGCAAAUGUACUUCAAACAAAAGGACACCUGCAGGCUACAGCCCUCCUGUUGCGCCUGGACAUGGCCCUUUUGGCGGACUUUCUCUCCCUCCGCAAACUAGUACUACCCGCCGCCGCCAGAGAAAGCGACCUAUACGUCAACUUGGGAGAGUACAGGAAAGAAAGUCGGCAACUAAUUACUAAUGCAGCAAGAUCACGACGCAUCCUACAAGAGGCAGAGGGGAACAUCUUUCUCGCGCAAUUCUGUGCACUCGAGCGACAGAAUCUGACAGAGCCAACCCAAGCCGAGACUCUGCUCCAACAAGGCACAGCUGCAAUUGACGAGGCCGAGAGGCUUUGUCACCUCCACGCUCAACAGACACGCGGCGUUCUGGAAGAAAUCGAGGGAACCAGGGCAAUGCUUCGUGGGUCCGAGUUCUAUACACCCGUCACAAACGAGGAGCGUAUGGCCGUGCUGGCUGCAAUGGCGCGGGAGUUCCGAGGAACGGGGCACUGGUAUUAUUGCGAAAACGGACACCCAUUCACGAUUGGGGAGUGUGGUGGUGCUAUGGAGUUGUCUCGGUGUCCCGAGUGCGGCGCGGCUGUGGGUGGCCAACAGCAUGAAACGACUGCUGGUGUGACCCACGCCCGUGAUCUAGAGAAUGCUUUGCGGGAAAUGCAUCUAUAG